This is a messenger RNA of Pungitius pungitius (ninespine stickleback), 1338 nucleotides long. Its product is annotated as ATP synthase subunit C lysine N-methyltransferase-like. Lineage: Eukaryota; Metazoa; Chordata; Actinopteri; Perciformes; Gasterosteidae. Gene Ontology annotation, biological process: peptidyl-lysine trimethylation; positive regulation of proton-transporting ATP synthase activity, rotational mechanism; regulation of mitochondrial ATP synthesis coupled proton transport. The record is from RefSeq and is a predicted model, not a curated record. Gene Ontology annotation, molecular function: protein-lysine N-methyltransferase activity. Bases 257 to 952 code for a protein of 231 amino acids. The transcript is spliced from 4 exons. Gene Ontology annotation, cellular component: mitochondrion.
ACGUAGUGUCAACAUACCAUUGCCUUUCAGUGGAUAGUUAACGUUAUGUUUUGUUGAUACUCUUUUUGUGAUUUUGGCUUUGCAGAAUGAGCAGGUGUGGACUGAAUGAUACAUAUUUAUUUCAUGGCAUUUACAUUGAGUCGCUAGCUUGGUUAGGUGAAGUAUAACUUGAGUCCCGGGGCUGCCCUUGGUCCAGUUCAGCUUAAGUAACCUUCCGUAUAAAUACAACGUGAAUGGUUUCCGUUAAGCUAGCGACAUGCCACCAGACGGUCUUCAUCUGCACCCUGCAGCGGCAGCAGCACCCUCGGGUGCUGUCGAGGAGAAGAGGAGCAGGAGUCGUCUAGGUGUCGUGGUCACGGGCGUGCUGGGAGGGUCGCUGGUCGCCCUGUACGCGGUGGCGGCUCCGUUUCUCGCGCCUGCCCUGAGAAAAGUGUGCCUCCCGUUCGUCCCGGCGACCACGGCUCAAGUGAAGAAUGUGCUCGGGGUGCUGCGAGCCAGAUCCGGCAAACUAGUGGACAUCGGCAGUGGAGAUGGAAGGAUAGUGAUUGCGGCGGCCAAGCGUGGUUUUCAAGCGUCUGGCUUUGAGCUGAACCCCUGGCUGGUGUGGUACUCUCGCUACAAGGCCAUUAGAGAGGGAGUCCACAGUUCCACAUCCUUCCACCUCUCGGACUUGUGGAAGGUCAGUUUUGCUCAGUACUCCAAUGUUGUAAUAUUUGGAGUCCCUCAAAUGAUGGAUCAGCUGGAGCUGAAGCUGGCGUGCGAGUUGCCGAGUACAGCUCAGGUUGUGGCCUGCCGCUUUCCCUUCCCCACUUGGGUCCCUGAACGUACUGCCGGCGAGGGCAUAGACACCGUGUGGGUGUACGAUGCCAAGACAUUUAAAUCACGCUUGCAACAUGGAAUGGAAAGGAAGACAACACCAAAACAUGACAACAAACUAGAUUCAUAUACAUAAUUAGCAGCACCCAGAUCUUGUUGUUGAUUUGUCAUCACACCUUGGAACCCUUGUUCUUUUUGUAUUUAUUUUUUAAACCCAUGCAAUUUCUAACCUGGGAUGGACCUGAUAUGGCUGGGGAAAACUGUAGUCAUUACAAAUCAAUUUGAAAAGUGUGAGAAUGAAGCAAGUUGUGAAAAGAAACUGAUUGACAAUGGCCUCAAUGAGUGAUUACACUGAUGUCAAAGUCUGUUAUGAGUCCCAUCAUGUUUGUAUUCCUGCUCACUCAUGCUUAAAGCUGGUGAAUGAUCAGCCAGACAUUUCAUGUACUGUACAUGUUUGAUGUUCAAAACCAGAAGAGGAAUAAAAGGGAACACAAAUGGCAACCUUCACUUGAGAAAGCAGAA